AUGGCUAGAGACGUGAUGGAACACCCUUCAGGGGGGGCUAUCCCGGUCACGCUGACCAGACCUUGGUGGUUGUUGCGUGGAGGCGGCGGCAGCGGCGGAGGAGCUGGUGGGCUGGGGACAGUGGCAGGCCUAGGGGUGGGGGCAUGGCCAUGGGGGGGCCGUAUCCCGUCCUCCACUCUGCACCGGGACAGACGGUGGGGCUGGGGGUCCUGGGGCAGAGGGGGUCCAUCCAGGGGAGCUCCCAGACUCUCCGAGGUCAGGCCCUGGCUGAGCGGAGGGACGGCUGGAGCAGCAGCAGGAGGCGGAGGUAGUACUGGGAUAGGAGGCGGGGCGGAGAAAGGAGGCAGGGUGAGAUGUUCCCGGAGAGUCUGGGUCCUCCUCGGCUCUCUAGCUCUCGUCUUCCUCACCUCACUCUUCUUCUCCGUCUCCCUCCGCGGGGGCGUCAGCUUCAACUACCUGGAGCCGCCUGGGUGGGAGGAGUCGAGGCGGGUGAAGCUAGUGCCUAACUACAUCGGGGCACACAGGCUAACACCACCUGACAACACACAGCAGAAGACAUGUGCCUGCCCACGCUGUGUCGGAGACCCCGGCGUCUCUGACUGGUUCGAUGAGAACUACGACCCGGAUAUCUCACCGGUUUGGACCAAAGAGAACAUCCAGCUGUCGUCUGAUGUCUACUACUGGUGGGUGAUGUUACAGCCCCAGUUUAAACCCCACAGCAUCCAGCAGGUGCUGCUCAGGCUGUUCCAGGUGAUUCCCGGGAGGUCGCCGUACGGCUCGUGGGAUCCAGGACGCUGCCUGCGCUGCGCCGUGGUGGGAAACUCCGGAAACCUGCGCGGGGCCGGAUAUGGGGCGACCAUUGACGGACACAACUACGUCAUGAGGAUAAACCUGGCCCCCACGGUGGGCUACGAAGAAGACGCCGGCAGCCACACCACUCACCACUUCAUGUACCCGGAGAGCGCCAAGAACCUGGUGGCCAACGUCAGCUUCGUCCUGGUUCCCUUCAAAACACUGGAUCUCGUCUGGAUCACCAGCGCUCUGUCUACCGGCCAGAUUCGAUUUACGUACGCUCCAGUGAAGCAGUUCCUCCGUGUAGAUAAAGACAAGGUCCAGAUCUUCAACCCAGCAUUCUUUAAAUACAUCCACGACCACUGGACCAGACAUCACGGGCGCUACCCGUCCACUGGCAUGCUCGUGCUGUUCUUCGCCCUGCACGUCUGUGAUGAGGUGAACGUGUUUGGUUUUGGCGCCGACAGCCGAGGAAACUGGCACCAUUACUGGGAGCAGAACCGCUACUCCGGAGAGUUCAGGAAGACCGGCGUCCACGACGCGGACUACGAAGCCCAGAUCAUCCAGCGGCUGGCCAAGGCCGGCAAAAUCACUGUAUUCCCUGGGAAAUAAACCAGCAAGUCAUCCUGUGUAUCUAAAGUUCCAGCGCCGGUACGGCAACAGACACUGUAGAGGCCGCUUACAACGUGUUAGAUUUUCUCGCUUUCACCUUCCUGCACCAGUUUGGGUUCCCAGUUAAAGUAAACCAAAUGAAGGCGAGACCAAACGGUCACCAAAUAAUGGUUGUUCCAUUCACUUCCACUCAUAUUCGGGAGGUCACCCACCAGUCGAGGCUCUGAUUGGAGAACGUGGUGUAGACUCAAACGUAGUUCUUCUCUCUCGAAGUCAGAGCUGAGCCUUAAAAUGUAACUAUAAAAUAAUCGUCUCUUUUCGAGGUUUCACAUCUUAGCAUAUCUCUCUUUCCAAGGGCAGCUUAAGAAGAAAUAAGAAGCGAAGGGUCGGGCCGCAGGAAAAACACAAAUCACCACAAAUACCGACUUUGACUGUGUACAGCACAGAGAGAGAGAGAGAGAGAGGGGGGAAUAUCUAACAUGCAAAUGUCCCACUUCUGGACUCCAUUAACAGAAAAACUGUAUGCGAAGCACUGAAAGAAAGGAGCACAGAAACGGCACCAUCAGCAUCUGCUGUUAUUCUGCAGCCCUGCGGUCUCUGAGUAUAAACUUAGGCACUAAACAGCGUGUCGUAGCCCCGCAGGUCAGGAUUGAGACUUUGGACACCGACUGGGGAGUUAUCAGAAGUGAUUUUUCGAGGUCUAACAAAUAACUGGAGGACUAGUUCACUAGUGUGAAAAGAACCCUGGGCCAUGACUCCCUCUUCUCAAGUCCUCACCUGCCACUUUUCACUGUCGUAACUCCACUUUAUGCGAGUUCCGCCUCACAAGGCGCCGUUACGAGAACCAUGUCUGCCUGUGAUGACUUGUAAAAAUGUUUGGUUUUAAGAUGAUUUGCUGGGAGUUUAUACCGUAUGACUUUCCUCUGAAGCCCCGCCGGGUUUAGCGAAGCCUUGACACCUUUCAGCAGACUCACAGAAACACGAUAAAGACUUUUUUUUUUUUGCCUUUUGGCCAUUCAGACUCAGAAAAGAUCACUGCAGCGCUGGCAUGAACUUCUACAGAGCCAGCCUGCUUUUAAACACCACACGGUGACUGCAGGCCACUGCUGCAGUCUUUAUCCACAUCCAGACAAAGGGAGAAAUGUUCUGGGAGAGCAUUGGUUUGACUGCAUGACACACUAAUGAGGCCAGAAGUCCGUCUUCUGAAUUUCAUGUUUGGAUGGAGGCACACUGGUUCUCUGGACCGGACUUUAAUCCCCAUGUGGUCCGGUUUGGGUGUAUUUUGGAAGAAGAAAAAGACUGGAGUGCUCGGGCAUGAAGAACCAGUCAGAAACACAUAAUUUGUUCCAGCGUUUUUAUGUUUUUAUGACAAGGACAGAGACGUUUGAUUGCUGUUGUUGUCUCACGCUCUCGCACAAAGUGUACUGGCUUCACCACUUUGGUUCGAGACUAGAAAAGGAAUGUCGCUCUGCUUCUUUUUCCCUCUCAUGGGCGUUAAGGCUCCAAACUGACUCCUAUAUCCCAGUGGAAUUAGAGACUGUCAGAAGCAAUUGUGCCCAGAUUAAGGCCCAUAUGAUGGGGUAAAGGAAAAACCCCCACUGGAUCUGGGGAUCCUUUAAUUUAACCCCCAUCAGCAGCUCGGCUUCAUUAACCACUAGCCCUGGGGGGCGGAUCCACCGGACGCCUUAGACUGUACCUCCAUAAACUGCACUUCCUGUCCUGAUUUUCCAUUAAGAGCCCCCCCCCCUCCCUGCAGACUGCAGAUUUCAUUUGUUAGUUUUAUGUACUGUUUAGCUCUGAGUUUACACUUUGGCUGGAUUUAUAUGAUCGGCUCAGAUUAGAUUUUUCUUUCCCACGCAGGUGGCACAUUAACGAUUUUUCUUAUCAUGAUUUAGUAUCGUAAAAAUAACACCCAUUUACACAUUUAUGGCCUCCGAGCAAAUAUCAGUCACACAAGUAAUGCUAGAUUGUAUUGAACAGAAAACGUGUGCCGCAGAGAGAAGGAAGGAAAAUCAAAGUAUUUGGUUUGAGCGGAGGCUGUAAAUCCAUCCAAAGAUGUGUUUAUCAAGAAGCAGCUGGUGGCUGAUGAGGAAGAUUAACUCAAGGUUCCUAUGCAGGUCUGGAAAAUAUGGAAAAGUUGUGACUGAAAUGUCUUUCAAAGUGCGAUAAGUAUUAUUUUUACUGCCCCUUGUAUGCCAAACUAAUAUAUGUAUGCAUGGGUUUGACUGAUUGUCGAUUGCUAUUAAUGACUCAACAGUUAAAGGUCCAGUGUGUGGGAUUUAAGGACACCUAGUGGUGGAGUUGCAGAUUGCAACCAAAUGUAUACUCUCCCACGCCUCACACUCUUCUUCCAAGCAGGACUCCAUGGAUGAGGACCUGCUCUUUUAAGACAGACCAAUUAUUCAUUAAACACUAAUGAAAACAUACUAAUGAAUAUUAUAUUCCAUUCCUGCAAAGAAAUCUUAGACACUGGACCUUUAAAUCAUGUUAUGCUGAGAAACUCUGGCUUUCAGAUUGUUGUUCAUGUCAGUUGCAUCUUCUCCAAGUGAUUGAAGUCAAAAGACAAGUCAUAUAUUAUUUAAAGACCCUUAAAUUUCUCCAUAAUAUUAAAUAUUCAUGACUAAAUAAGAAACACUCAAAGUUAAAGGUACCCUGUGGAGUUUUUAAAGUAUUUAUGCGGCUCCUCGUGUUGUUGUUUUCAAGGACUCCAUUCCUGCCAAUGGUUUCGCACCCGUUCCACCGAUCUACAGGUGGCGGUACCGUGCCAAGAAACGCAGCAACCAAUGUGCCAACAAAGGCAGGGAAGAGAAACCAGAAGCCAGAUUUUAAAAUUUGCCAAUUUUACAAGGACGGAAAUUCAUUCGGCGCGUUUAAACGGAAACUCCACAGGAUGCCGUGAAGUUUGAAACAAAAUCAGUCUCAUCUGGAGCGUAGAGGUGGUUUCAUCAGAUUUGAUGUUGACACAACCAAACCAACGAAUGUUAUCAGAUUCAGAUAUCGCAGAUGUUUGAUCAGCGCAUGGAAAUCUGUGACGUCACCUGUGCCCUGCCCAUUUAAAAUGAUACAAACUACGUAAAUCUCUUUGAAAUAACCAAAACUUUGUAAGAAAAUUGUGUCUCAAUUCGGAUACUUCCAUUAGUACACUUGUGUACGCUAUGUACUUCCUGGCGCAGUGCGUUGAUUUCUGCUGGAUUGUUUUGACGAUUGCAACAUUUUAACGCUUCUUCUUCUUCUUCUUCUUUGCUUAAUUGCACCCUGACAGAGCAGAAGCGCCAACAUUUGUUUGACUGCUAAAUACGAAAACAUCUGUACAACUCACAGUCCGCCGGUGGUUCCGCUACAUAGCCAAAGUGGCGACCAAUGAGGGCCAACAAGUGCCCAACUUUUUUUUAAAGAUGAUUUUUUUGGCCUUUUAUGAUAGUACAGCUGAAGA
This is a messenger RNA of Larimichthys crocea (large yellow croaker), 4837 nucleotides long. RefSeq names its product ST3 beta-galactoside alpha-2,3-sialyltransferase 2 (gene st3gal2). Gene Ontology annotation, molecular function: beta-galactoside (CMP) alpha-2,3-sialyltransferase activity. The transcript has 8 exons. Bases 1 to 1404 code for a protein of 467 amino acids. The record is from RefSeq and is a predicted model, not a curated record. NCBI's taxonomy places the organism in Eukaryota, Metazoa, Chordata, Actinopteri, Sciaenidae. Gene Ontology annotation, biological process: sialylation. Gene Ontology annotation, cellular component: membrane.